Syzygium oleosum is the source of this 1596-nucleotide messenger RNA. RefSeq names its product endoglucanase 8-like. Bases 12 to 1529 code for a protein of 505 amino acids. The transcript is spliced from 7 exons. Gene Ontology annotation, biological process: carbohydrate metabolic process. The record is from RefSeq and is a predicted model, not a curated record. NCBI's taxonomy places the organism in Eukaryota, Viridiplantae, Streptophyta, Magnoliopsida, Myrtales, Myrtaceae. Gene Ontology annotation, molecular function: hydrolase activity, hydrolyzing O-glycosyl compounds.
GAUAAACAGACAUGAUGGGGAAGACAAGAAGCAGUGAUGCCGUCAGAGUUGGAUCCACAAUAAUGUUAAUGGCGGCGAUGGUGGUUUCAGUCUCGGGGCAUAAUUAUGGACUUGCAUUGAGCAAGAGCAUUCUCUUCUUCGAAGGCCAGAGAUCGGGCAAGUUGCCUCCUUCCCAGAGAUUGACUUGGAGGAAGGAUUCUGGUCUUCGCGAUGGUUUUGAAAUCGGCGUUGAUUUGGUGGGUGGUUACUACGACGCAGGCGACAACGUCAAGUUCAACUUCCCAAUGGCAUGGUCCACCACAAUGCUCGCCUGGGGCGUAUCUGAGUUCGGGAGGGAAAUGGGCCCGCAUCUCCCACACGCGCUCGACGCGAUCCGCUGGGCCACCGACUACUUCCUCAAGGCCACAAGCGUGCCCGGGGUCGUGUUUGUACAAGUCGGUGAACCUUACGGUGACCACAACUGCUGGGAGAGGCCCGAGGACAUGAACACCCCUCGAACCCCUUAUAGUGUGAGUGCACAGUUCCCCGGCUCGGAAGUUUCGGCUGAGAUUGCCGCCGCUUUGGCCGCUGCUUCAUUGGCUUUUAGGCCAGUUGAUCACCGCUAUUCGGCCCUGCUCCUAAGUCGGGCUAAAACAGUGUUUGAGUUUGCGGAUAAGUAUAAGGGGUCGUACAAUGACAGUCUUGGACCAAGGGUGUGCCCAUUCUACUGUGAUUUCAGCGGUUAUGAGGACGAGUUGAUUUGGGCAGCAUCAUGGUUAUUCAAGGCGACCAAGGCACCUAAUUACUGGAAUUAUGUUGUGCAAAACAUACAUCAUCUGGACUACUAUAAGUUCAAAACCUUCAACUCCCUUCCUAAUGGAGUAGGUAGCUUUGCCGAGUUCGGGUGGGAUACGAAGAAUGCCGGUAUCAAUGUCCUCGCUUUUGAGAUCGUCAUGAAGGAUAAUAACAAUACAGAUCUCUUCAUGGUCAAUGCCGACAAGUUUGUGUGCUCAGUUUUGCCUGAAUCGCCGACCAAAUACGUCAACUACUCCCCUGGGGGGCUCCUAUUCAAACCAGGAGGGAGCAACCUGCAGCACGCCACGGCUCUGUCCUUUCUCCUUGUCGUAUAUGCUCGCUACACGAACCUUGCCAAACGGGUUGUUCAAUGCGGCAAUGUAAAGGCCACUCCAGCCAGGCUCAUUCAAGUAGCUAGAGGCCAGGUGGACUAUAUAUUAGGAAGCAACCCAAUGAACAUGUCGUACAUGGUGGGAUACGGCAGGAAAUUCCCUCAAAGGAUCCAUCACAGAGGCUCUUCCUUGCCGUCCCUAGAUCAACACCCACAACAGAUCGGUUGCAAGGACGGGACGCCAUACUUCGAGAGCAGAAGGCCGAAUCCAAACCUGCUGACCGGGGCCGUCGUUGGAGGUCCAGACAUCAAGGAUCGGUACAACGAUUCUAGAGCCGAUUUUGUACACUCGGAGCCAACAACAUAUAUUAAUGCUCCUCUUGUUGGUGUCCUGGCCUUCUUCAGAUGGCAUCCAUAUCCAUAGACAUUUGUUUUUGGCCGAAUAUCCAUAGACAUUGAAAUGCAAGGAAGUAAAACAAGAAUUUCAAUAA